AUGUCGGGCUUUUCCAACGUCCUUAAAAACGGCUGGCAUCCGGAUAAAAAUGCCGAUUUCAAGAAACAGGUGACGGGCAUCUGGAAGAAGGACGACAGCCAAUACCAGUCCGAGGCGCGCGCGAACCACGCAUCACGGCCGCUGUCGAGCCUCCGCGAUCCAGCGUCUUUUGGCCCUCCGCCACGCCAUGUAGCCCUUGGAGGCGAGCCCAGCGCCAGCGGGACGGCCGUCAGCACGCACACCAGCACACAUUCCAGCUCACCCCAUGCACCGGCAGCAGCAUCAGGUCCGCCUUCCCUGCCAUCCCGGUCGCGCGCAGCGUCGUCCGCGGCCGAAGACGACGAGGAGCCCCGGGGACCACAGCCCUAUCGCAUGGACAUGACCGGCCUCGACACGUCGCAUCUGCCCCCACCACCCACACGCCGAGACGGCGGUGGCAUCAGCCGCGGCCCCGUGCCUGCGCCGCCGUCGGGUCCUACCAAGCGACCAGCAGCCAUCCGGCCUGGUCUGCCGCCCCGUCUCCCGCCUCGUUCGACGCCCUCACCGAAUCCACCUAGCGGUGCUGGCAGCACCAAAGCACACCCGCCUCCGCCGUCACGAUCGCCGGCCAGUGCACGACUCUCUCCUUCCGGCACAGGCAACUCCGGCAGCGACACGUACAUCAACCAGGAUGCCGUGAACCGGCUGGGCCGCGCAGGCAUCUCUGUGCCCGGCCUCGGCAUUGGGGGCGGUGCAGGCAGCGGCGAUGCCCAGCAGCCGACGGCCCUCUCGGCGAUCAAUGCGCUAGCAGCAACGUCCUCGUCCUCACACGAGCCAGCGCAGACGGUGAACCAUGCGCCGCCAGCGUCGCAGCUGGGUGAACUGCAGGCUCGGUUUGCCAAAAUGGGGACCGGGGGCGGCGUGGGUGCAGCCAGCCGUACACCAUCACGAUCACCGGCUCGCCUUGGCGGAGCCAAUGCCAAUGCUCGCUCGUCUGCGGCAGUGUCUGGGUCGUCUACGCCGUCUCUGUCUACGGGCGCAGUUGCAGGUCUGGCUGCCGGGAAAAAGAAACCGCCGCCGCCGCCGCCAGCGAAGAAACCUGGGUUGGCAGCCGUAAAACCAAACACAACCCGGGGUGGCAGCGGGCACAAGACAGACGACGAGGAUGACGCGCCGCCGCCGAUUCCAAUGGCAACACGGCCGCAAGGGUGGUGA
Sporothrix brasiliensis 5110 is the source of this 1194-nucleotide messenger RNA. RefSeq lists its product as uncharacterized. NCBI's taxonomy places the organism in Eukaryota, Fungi, Ascomycota, Sordariomycetes, Ophiostomatales, Ophiostomataceae. The transcript has 2 exons. Bases 1 to 1194 code for a protein of 397 amino acids. The record is from RefSeq and is a predicted model, not a curated record.